Messenger RNA from Triticum dicoccoides, 1897 nucleotides. RefSeq names its product disease resistance protein RPV1-like. Lineage: Eukaryota; Viridiplantae; Streptophyta; Magnoliopsida; Poales; Poaceae. The record is from RefSeq and is a predicted model, not a curated record. The annotation marks the transcript as partial. Gene Ontology annotation, molecular function: protein binding. The transcript has a single exon.
GUCAAGUCCAGUACAUGCCAAUGCUCCUCGAGAGCUCACCAUGCAUGAUUUGGUGCAUGAUCUUGCGACAAUAAUUUUGGGCCAUGAAUCCGUUGUUCUAAGUGCUACCGAGCAGAGGAGUAGGAAGAAAGCAAAACGUCAUUAUUGUCGACAUGCACAGUUGAUCGACUACGAGAAUCAGUGUAAGGUUUUCAAUGAUCUGCCAGGCAACAUCAGAUCCUUCCACGUAAGACAUUCAGAGAAACAGCAGCUCCCCCGAAAGGCAUUUUCCAGAACUAAGUAUAUACGGGUCUUGGACCUAAGUGGAUGUUUAGUUGUGGGGCAAUCUACUCCAAGCAACAUACUUUUGCCAUCUUCCGUGCUUCAGUUGAAGCUACUUAGGUACCUCGAUGCCUCUAGCUUGCCAAUUACAUCACUUCCGGAGUCUUUCCAUACACUUCAAAAUAUGGAAACUCUAAUUCUGUCCAAUUGCGCACUUGAAACUUUGCCUGACAGUAUCUGUAGCCUCAACAAACUCGGUUAUUUGGACCUAGCUGGCAAUUCGAGGUUCAAUAAGCUCCCUGAUAACUUUCAUCUUCUUAGUAAACUCAUAUUCCUAAACAUGUCAAGUUGUUCCAAGCUAACCAAACUUCCGGACAAUUUUAGCCUAGAGUGUUUAGAGCAUUUAAACCUACCAGCUUGUCAUGAGUUAAAAAACCUUCCACAAGAUUUCGGCAAUCUUCAAAAUCUUAGGUUCUUGAACCUUUCUGGUUGCUACAAGAUUUCAUUUCUGCCAGAAUCAUUUUGCCAACUGAAGCAUUUGAAAGACCUAAACCUUUCAGAUUGCCGUGCCCUUAUAGUACUCCCUGAAUGUUUUGGUGACCUUUUAGAGCUUGAAUCUUUAAACCUAACAAGUUGUCCCAGACUAGCACAGUUGCCCGAGUCAAUCUGCAAGAUGACUAAUCUCAAGUGUCUCAAUUUGUCAUAUUGUUUAGGGAUGUUAGAGCUCCCCUCCUCACUAGGUGAUCUUAAUCUCCAAAUAUUGGACAUUUCUGCUGGUGCUCUCAUUCACUUGCCAGAUAGCAUCAGUAAAAUGGCUAGUCUCACCGAAUUUGUGGUCACGUCAGGACAUCCUAGGGUGUUUGGAGAAGCCCAGGAAAUAAAGAAGAUUCUAAAUUUGCCAGGCCGCACAGUACACACAGUAUGCAAGACACCUUCAGGAGACAACAGUAUAGUGGAGCUUGCACAUGAGAAUUGUCGUGAGCUGUUAAUUGGAUCUCUUCAGUGUGUCGAGAAACCAGAAGACGCAGAGAGAAUCAAGCUGCGUGAUAAAACAUGUCUUCGGCAGCUAGCUCUCCAAUGGAACAAGCGGAAUAUGAAGGCUGAUGCAUGUUCGGCUGAAUCUAUUCUGGAGAGGCUCAUACCAGCUCGAAAUCUUGAACAGUUUAUGAUACAAGGGUAUACAAGCAAGGGUUUCCCUAACUGGAUGUCACACAUAUCCUCCCACCUCCCUUCCGUUACCUAUCUGAGUCUUUUUGAUUUAGGUGCAUGUGAUAAUCUUCCUCCGUUUGGGCAGCUACCAAAUUUAAGAAGUCUAUAUCUGCAGAAAAUUCCCAACGUCACGAAAAUUGGCAAGGAAUUCUAUGGAGAGGGUGGAACCUGUACAAAAUUAAGAUUGCUACAGUUGAAGUUGAUGGAAAAUUUGGUGGAAUGGUGGACAACACAGACAGGCGAAGACAAUGGAGAAUUUUUAAUCCCUAAUUUGCACAAUCUAGAGUUGAAGGACUGCCCAAAGUUGAAGUUCGUACCAUAUCCCCCCAGAAGUAUGUUUUGGUGCUUGGACAAUAGCGAUGAAGUUUUGGCAGGACUAAGAUUUGGGAAACUCUCAUCUUCCACUCUUCCUUGUCGGAUGGGUAUA